AUUGCCUAGAACCUCUUGAACAGCAACCGUCGUGGACAAAAUCGACGGCCCAGCACCAGAAGGCUUUCCGUGGGAAAACUUUGAUUUGUUCCUGAUCAGCGUCUUUAUAUCUCCCGCGGGGUCGGGUCAUGGACAUCACAAAUAUCCUGAAUAGAAAAGGUUCUACCGCCAUGGUUGCCGCAGAUACACCCUUUGAUCCAGCGCACCUGGUCCCGAACCCGGGUAUGGACCACUCGCCGAAGAUGAAGGCAGAGCCUGGCGCCGAGUCUGGCGACCAGCAGGUGCUUUCGUAUCCUCCUCAUGCACAGCUGGGCCAGAUGCCGAGCAUGCAGCAAGAUUUGCGAUAUGCACCACAGCACCAUCCCAACCAAGGCAUGCCUCUUUUGCAGAACACCUUCAUUCCUGGAGGAUACGCUGGCGCUGCUCAAAUACCGAACAAUACCCCUCAGGGACGGCCCGAUCCUCCUCCCAAGACCUUUCACUGUGGAACCUGCAGUAAAGGAUUCGCUCGUCGGAGUGAUCUCGCACGGCACGAGCGCAUUCACUCAGGUAUCAGGCCCCAUGCAUGCGAUUGGCCAGGCUGUGGCAAACAAUUCAUUCAACGCUCAGCCCUGACCGUGCACGCUCGCGUCCACACUGGUGAGAAGCCACACAUGUGUGAAAGAUGCGGCAAGCCCUUCAGCGAUUCGUCGUCUCUGGCUAGACAUCGCCGGAUUCAUUCUGGAAAGCGUCCUUACAAGUGCCCCUAUGCGAACUGCCAGAAGACGUUCACUCGCCGCACUACCUUGACACGGCAUCAGAAUCAUCACACGGGAACUAUCGAAGAGGCCGCUGCAGAGACUGAAGCCAACCUGAGGCAGAACAAGGAGCGCGCAAGACUCUCGGGAGAUAUUUUCUCGGACCAUGGCUCUGUUCAUUCGACUCCCUCCCCCGCACACCAGUCUAUCUCGCCCGUUGGUGAUCUGCCUCCGCUGAACAUGCCUCGCUCCGACUACUACAUGAGUAGCGGUUCCAUUCCCCCUCAUGUCCGCGGUGGCUUCCCUCAAGCCAGUCCUCGGGCUUCUCCCACAGCUACAUCGCCUUCCUUGUCAAGCUAUGGUAGUGCUCCGCAUGUCCGACCGUCGAUGACGUCCCACCCUUCGGGCUAUGGGCCCCCUCAACCCCUUGAGCCGCCUGCCAACAAUGAUCACCGGCCCAACAGCGUCAGUGGUAGCCCGCACAUGACUAGCUUGGGUUGGGCUUCCCCAUCGCAUUCUAGCAUUCCUUCUCCUGGCUCUGCCACCGACUUUGGGUAUCCCGAGCCAAGCGGAGCGGCGUAUCCGAGCUCUAUGCCUCCCCACAUGUACUUCCCCAACUCGACCAUCAGGCGACCCACCAGCACCGAACCGGACAAUUAUGAACUGAAGCCUAGACUUGGCGACAGUGCAUGGUCCACUCCUGUGUAAUGUGGCAGUUGCCUGAACACUGAACAUCUUCAAUAAACGGCCGGGCCGUAUACUUGAAGCCAUCGAGAAACGUCGAGUUUUUCAUGGGGAUGGUUUCACGCAUCACCACAAG
This is a messenger RNA of Aspergillus homomorphus CBS 101889, 1557 nucleotides long. Its product is annotated as putative C2H2 finger domain protein. The record is from RefSeq and is a predicted model, not a curated record. Gene Ontology annotation, cellular component: transcription regulator complex; PcG protein complex. The coding region runs from base 129 to 1445 and encodes 438 amino acids. The transcript has 3 exons. Gene Ontology annotation, molecular function: DNA-binding transcription factor activity, RNA polymerase II-specific; RNA polymerase II cis-regulatory region sequence-specific DNA binding. Gene Ontology annotation, biological process: regulation of transcription by RNA polymerase II. NCBI's taxonomy places the organism in Eukaryota, Fungi, Ascomycota, Eurotiomycetes, Eurotiales, Aspergillaceae.